This is a messenger RNA of Bursaphelenchus okinawaensis, 7249 nucleotides long. The record is from the annotation of a GenBank genome assembly. Lineage: Eukaryota; Metazoa; Nematoda; Chromadorea; Rhabditida; Aphelenchoididae.
AUGAAUAAUUUGGGGUUUGACUACUUGGACAAUCAAGAACUUGAACUGACUGGAGAUACUGGGUGGAUAAGCAAGCCGUGAGUUAAAAAUUUAUAUUAUACUAACAAUAAUUGUUUUAAUAUAGUAAAAUUUUUAAAACUAUAAAAGUUUCUAAAUGAAAAGAAAGUUACCUUACCAUAGUUUACCUUACCUUAGUUGGUAUAUCUCUAUUCUUUACUAAAUUUCAUUUUUUCAGACUUGUCAAGCUACCAUUGGAACUAACGAUUCAACUGAAGAAGCUAGCUCAUAUAUCUUACAUUGAGUUCCUGGUUCAUCCUCAAUAUAUACCGCAGCAGUUAUUGGUCAGUAACUUUGUGGACGGAGAGUUUGAUGCUUUAGGGUAUGUUCUUUAUAACAUAGGCUUAUUCAAUGAGAUUCCUACAUAACAAACUUUUCUACAGUAAAUUUCAAAACCUUUCUUCAAUGCAAUAAUCUAUAAAAGCUCUUUUUCAGUACAGUAACCUUCAAACCCCGCGAAUCCCAAGACGGUAAACAAGAGCAGAAGAAAGUACUAUUGAGUUGUUACGCUUCUGUAAUCAAACUGUCAUUUUUAAACCUAUACGACAGUGAUUUGAAUCCGGAGAGUCGUAUAGGGAUCACAAGUAUGAGUAUAUACGGUAGAGACUCUGUAACACCGUCAAAAUCAACCUUAUAUGGAAAUACCUCAAGUACGAUCAGUAUCUAUAAACCCAAACUGCCAGAUGACUUCGAUGGUACUGUGUCGAGUAUUGGUAGCAAUAGGAGUGGGCGAGCGAGAGGGAAUCGGAAUAGGUAUGGCAAUCAUUAUUUUAUGCUAGUUUUGUUAUUAUGAUCAGAGGUUUUUUGAAAGGAAAGGGAGAAUAUUUUAAUUUUUAAACUUUUAGAGAAGGGAGCGGGAAAGAAGCGUCUGAAAACAAGGUGAGGGGGAAUGAGGGAUGGUAGAGCAACAAAAAUGGAAGGGAAGGGGAGGAUAAAAAGAGAAAAAGGAGAGAAAUAAAUGACAAAACACAGCAAAAAAAGAGGGGGGGGGUGAUAGAGGUGGGUAAGGUAAAGCAGGGUAGGAGUUCAAGUAUAAAAGUUUAACCCUAACCCAAAAAGUUUAUAGCCAUAUGAAAAAUUGCAAUUUUUAGACAAAAACCAUCAAAUGCAGCAGUAGAUGAACUCAAAGGUUACCUAAAACAAGCCCAAAGCACUAUUAAUGAAGCUGUCGCUGUAAGUUAACUCUUUUUUUUAAUUUUGAUUAACAAAAACGUGAAAAAAACUAGUAAUUUUGUUGGUGCUGGAAGGUUUUUUACUUUUAAAAAAAAUUCUAAAAUUUUGUUUGAAUUUAAAGCUAGAUUACUGAAUAGUUUUAAAACGUUUUGAAAUUUUUUUAAAAAAUUUAUUAGAUUUUAAGCUUUAAUAUCAGACUUAUUUUUCACUUUUUGGGAAGUUUCUGGACUUUAAAAUUGGCCAAAACUUUACUUUUUAUUGGGCAUAUAAAGAGGUAGGUAGGGUAAGGCAAACUUGUAAAGAAACUGAUUUAUCUGUCGUUGCGUGAUCAAACCUGAGCCCCUGAGAUCUUCAUUUAGGCUAGGUUCUAGGUUUCUGCACGCUUUGGUAUUGCCCUUUUCAAACUAUUUUUUAAAUUUGUUUUUUUUUGUCUCAUCAGAUCCUAGCGGGCCUUUUCAAAGUUAAAAUGCAGCUUUUGUAAAAUUAAAAUACAUAUUUAAAUUUUAGGCAGAAAACUUUUCUUUGGCCAAAAGAAUGCAAACCAACAAAGCUCAACUAGAACUCGUGGUAAAACAACUUCAAGAAGCGAAUAAACAGAAAAUAGAAGCCAUCAACAAUGAAGACUACGACAGGGCACAAGAAUUAGUGGAUCAAAUGAACAGUCUCAAAACAAACGCGCUAGCCAAUGUGGACACUAGCUUUAUCAACAUAUCUGAUGUGAGUGUUUUGACGUUUUGAGUUUUCAAAAUUGUUUUUGAAAUUGAAAAAAAUUUAAAAAUGCCAUUGUUUUAAACUUUUUUUGUAAAAUACGUAAACUACAGUAUGCUAAGAAAAUUUUGAGUUAUAAUUUUGGUUUUAAAAGGUUUAGCAGCUUUUUAGUAGGGCACGGUAGGGUAGAACAACUUAUUUUAGGCUUCAUAGAGCAUAAAAAAAGUAUAUUAAUGUCUAUCAAUGUCGUUUCAGCCUAUACCUUCAACACCAGCCAUUCCAAAAGCCGAAACUCCUCAACGUGCUUCACCAUCGUUACCUCUGCCUCGUAUUGAGCCAGUUCGUAAGUCAUGUUCUUUGUAUAAUUAUAUUAGUGGGUUUAAUUGUUUUAGUUAAGACGUAUUUAAGGCUCAAAACUUUUGUUUACGUAAAUUUUAAGGCAGGGGUGCUGUAGUAGAUUCAAGUACGGUAAAGCAGGGUCUAGGCUUGAUUGAGACUGUUAAUGAAAGAGUAAAGUAUCUUAUGGUAAUGUAGGGUAAAAUGAAGUUAAUUUAAACGAGGUAUAGAGAGUGAUAGGGUAAAACAGGCUCUAAGCUUGAUUGAGAAUGUUAAAAAAAUAAUACAGUAUUUUAUGAUACGGUUGGCACAGUAAAGUAAAAUGAAAGUUAAGAUAAACAAAGCAUAAGGUGCAGAGCAGGGCAGGGUAGAACAAGUUAAGACAGGACAGAGAAGGGUAGUGCAGGGCACGUUGAAAUAGGAUAGAAUAAGAUAAAGUAAGGUAGGGUAGGAUAGGAUCUAAGCUAUCAUAGUAUUGAUUUUUUAAUUUUUCAGCUCUCACCCCCUCAACCGUAUCAAUACCCCAAACUCGAUCACCACCGCGAGAGACCAACCUUCUUCUACCUCCAAUCACCCCAGCUUCAACUCUAAACAGCUCUCUCAACUCUCAAAAUAGCAUUUUCCGACCAUAUCAGCGAACUCGUCGCUACUCAGAUCCGACCAAUUAUAAUCGACAUAGAAAUGAUGACAAUAAGAGUUUGGCAUCAACGUGGUCGUUUAAUUAUCGACCGGGACAGAUUCUGGACAACAAUAUGAAUGUCGCAAAUAAUCGGUUUUUGGAGAAGGAAAAUCGACCAAUUCGACCGGCGAAAAAUGUGAUUAGGUAACGGUUUGGUCGAUUUUUGGUUGUUUUUUUAUCAAUCUCGGUCGAUUUCGGUUGAUUUUCAGUCGAUUUUGAUUGAUUAUCAAUCGGUUUUGGUCUAUUUAGUCAAUUUCGGUCGAUUUUUAAUAAUUUUUGGUCGAUUUUUUAGCUUGCUUUUGGUCGAUUUUUAUCAGUUUCUGUCGAUUUUUAAUAGACUUUGGUUGAAUGUGAGUCGAUUUUAGUCGAUUUUCAAUUGAUUCCGGUUGAUUUUCUAGCAAUUUUUGUUGAUUUUCAGUCAAUUUAGUCAAUUUGAAAAGAACUAAAAUUUAUGAAAAAAUUUUGAAAUUGCGACAAAAAGCGAAAUUUUGACAAAAAGUCAAGCCAAGACAAAAGCCACCCCCAAAAACAGCAAAAACGUUCUUUCCAGCGACCAAAAUGGCCAAUCCCUCGACGACCUCAACCUAGACCAGCUGCUAGACAUGGUCAGUCCAUCUGAUCGCACUUAUGUCACUAGAGCUGUCAAUAUCUUUGGCAUCAAGCCUGUUGCUGAAAUCUACUCUAAAAACUUCAAAGAUCGCCGAAAUGGACUGAAGAAGGUGCAGGAUAACAUAGACACGAGUAGUGGUAAUGCGAGAGAUGUGAUCAGAGCUGCCAUUCCUUUAUUGAUCCGAGGAUUGAGCGACAAAAUUUAUAGGGUGAGUUAGGGGAGGUGAACUGAAUUUUAUUUUUUUUUAUUUUUAAUUUUUUUAAUUUUUUUUUACAAAAUGGCUUACAGUUAUUGCACAGUGCAGCCUUUCUUUCUUUUGCACGGUGCAGAUUAUUUUCAUUCUUUUAUUCAUCAUUGCACUGUGCACCUUACUUGCUUUUUCCUUGCACAGUGCAAUUGCUUACCGUUGCACCGUGCAGAUGAUCUGCUUUUUGCUUGCACUGUGCAGUCUCUUCAACAUGACUGCACAGUGCAAUCUCCAAAAGUUUGCUGAUCGAUUGUCGCAACAGUCGAAUCGCCUUCGACAUUCCAUUGUUCAAUUGUCGUAAACCAAGUUGAGUUACGACAGUUCUCGAUUGUCGCAAAUCUCCCCUCGCGAUGUCGCUAGAUUCGAGCAAUUCGCAAGUCUCGUCGUUUGUCGCGGAACUUUUUUGUUUUUUUGACGCGACAACGACGCACGAGAACCAUCAUUUGCUAUUUUUUCUGUGAAAAAUGUUUCUUUUGUCGCAAACUCAAUUCUGGUUUGUUGCUGUUGGUAAGUUCGGGUAGGGUAAUCAAGUCGCGACGUUCUUUUUCACUUUGCGACAAAAGAAAAAUGGGUCGGGAUGUUUCAAGACUCACAACUUUGCGACAUUUUUCAUAUCGCUUUUUGACGAGCGAUGAAUUGAAUGUCGCAAUUGUCGCAACGUCUCAAUUUGCCAGCCUUUUUUGAGUAAUUGCGACAAAUGUUUUUGGACUGUUGUAAGCGGGAUGACUUUUGCGACAAGCGCCCAAGAGAGAGCUUGUCGCGAGUGCACAGCGUGAUCUUUCUUUCGUCGCGAUAAAUUGAGGGAGAACUGCACAGUGCAAAAGGGAUUUGUUUUGUCGAAAGUUUGCACUGUGCAAGGGUAAAUGUUUGCAAAAAAGGCUUGCACAGUGCAAACUUUGUUUCUUUUUUGCACGGUGCAGUGUAUUUUAUGGUUUUGCACUGUGCAACACUUACUUUGUUAUUGCACGGUGAGGCUUUUAUUUUAAUGAUUGCACAGUGCAGUUUUUUAUUUCUCUUUUUGCACUGUGCAAUAUGAACAUUAAAUUUUUUUUAGGUUUACGACGCUGCGAUUGGAUUAAAUGAAGUAAUGUUAAAUUAUGUGUCAUAUCGAAAUCAAGAUAACGAGAUUUCACGAUUGGCAGAUCUAACCACGCCCAUUUUGAUUAGUCGUACCGGGGAUACCGUUACUGUAAGUUACUCUACUUUACCCUACCCUACCCUACUCUACCCUACCUACUUUACCCUACCGUAACCUACCGUAAUCUACUUACUUUACCUUGUCUUGUCCUACUCUAGCAUAGCCUUUUAGCCAAUUCUCUUAGCCUAGACUUACCCUGCCCUACCCUACAUGCCUAUACCUAUAUCUAUACUUUUAGGAUCAACGUUUUGCCUCCCGGACCUUUGAAUUCACCGAAAGUCUAUUCAAAAAAGACAUUCGAAUAGCGACAGACUACCUCAACAAGUUCUCUCAGCCCCUGAAGCCAAAUCAGUCGGUUCGAACCUCGCGAGGUCAAUCUCAAAUUGUCAGUACUGGAGUCGAGUCUCUGAUAGUACACAGGAAUCGUCUCAACAUACCAUCUAUAAUAACCUUUGCCUUAGGUUGUAUUGAUCACUCUGAUGGUGAAGUUCGAAGGCAUGGGCGUGACAUUCUAAUGACAUUGUAUAAGUCUGGCGACAGAAAGGAGGUACGAGAUGCUUUGACUAAAGAUACUGUAGAAUAUGAGAGAAGCAGAGGACUGAGGAAUCUGUUGGAAAUGUUUGAUCAACAAGAUAGAGACGAUGGGCUUACUGUAACGGUAAAGAGCCCAAGUAUUAGGAAUGGGUCAAGAGCUAAUGGCAGAGGUACGGUUAACUUUCUUAUAUGAAUACUGGGGGGCCAGCUACAAGUAAUUACUUAAUUAGCGUGAAGUCUAAUCUACCGAAAAAGGUUUUGUUAUACUAUGUAGUAUCAGUAAAAGUAUAGUAAGAGGUAGUAAGGGUAACAGUAUAGAUACUAUUAUGUAAUAAACAAUGAUAUAAAGCUCGACUUCAGGAAAUUCUGUCAGAAGAGCCACAACGUCAGGUCCUAAUGCAAGAACAAAUGCGACUUCAGAUGGCAGACGAAACGCCACUUCUAGAGGACGAAACACUUUGAAUGCCAAUAUUGCUACUCCCAAUAGAAGCACAAGCUCAAGAUCAUCUAGUAAAUCAAGAAAAAGUAAUAAUGAUUCAAGCAUACGAAACACAGCGACAUCACAGACAAGAUUAUCUACAAGAACGCCGAGCAGACGACAGAGUAAAAGCUCUAAUUCAAGGUAAAAGACGGUGUAUACACCUGUUUAUGUAAAUCUAAAUAUACAGUAGAUUGCAGUUUGAAGUAUAAUUAUAAUAAAGUAGAGUAAGGUAAGCCAGGGUUGGGUGGAUAAAAUGACCUAGGGCAAGGUAGAGCGGGGUAAAGAAGUGUAGGGUGCGAUGGGUUGAGUAAGCUAUGGAAAGGCAGAGUAGGGUGGGAUUGAUCGGGGUAGAACAGGGAAGGGCAGGACAUAACAACGCAAGGUAGGGUAGAGUAAGGUACUGUAGUGUAGGAUAGAGUAGGGCAGGGGAGGGUAGGGUAGGGUAGGGUAGGGUAGGGUAGGGUAGGGUAGGGUAGGGUAAGGUAGGGUAGGGCAAGAUAAAUUUUACAAACUUCUCUCCCUAUACUGUACCCAAACAUAAAGUUACAGUAAUUUUAAGACGAUCAACGACUUCCCGCCACUCUAAACGAUCUCAAGACCGGUCGAUUCAAUCCAACGAUUCAAGGCCUCAAGACCGGCCUUCAAGGGACUCUAGGCUUCAAAAUAGGUCGAUAAAAUCGUCCCAAUCAAAUACCUCAAACAAAUCCAUUAAGAGUAUCGUCAGGCCAGCGACGGCAACAAAUGUAGAGCCAAAAAGUGUUAAAAUACAACUAGAUGGGAGUAAAUUAAGUGAUACUGGCACGACUGACUACUCAAAGUAAGGCUUUGGUACUUAAAAUAUGUUACAGUAACCUCAAUUUAGAACUUCUAAAAAUUUUAAAAAUUUCAAAAAUGUUUUUUUAAUUUUAAAAUAAAAUCUUUAAAUUUUCAUUUUUUCUCCAAACUGUUUGACCAACAAUUCCAUCUAUAAUGUACCUCUUUCCAGAGUCUGUAUGUACUGCGGAGUUCAGAACAACAGCCUUAACCUGACUGGCCUAGAAGCCCAUUACAAGAAAGAAUGUCCAAUGUUGACUGAAUGUUCACAUUGUAAAGAUGUAGUGGAAACGCGUCAUCUACGUGACCAUCUCAUCCAUGAAUGUUCCAAUAAGGCCAAUUACAAACAAUGUGAUCGAUGUCAACAGGCCGUGCUCGGCAAUCUUUACACAAAGCAUCGGAGCAGCAGUAAAUGUAGAUGUAAGUGUGAUCAUUUCAAGUUAAAUAAUCAUGCUUCCUCCUCUCUCCUUUGA